ACCGGAGAUUUAAAAAUGGAUGAUGUUGAUUUUCGUUUCAUGGACUUUAAAGAAAUUGUUGAAAACCUGAUUGGAAAUGAUAAUUCACCUAGCAUACCUGAGGCAAUUGAUACACUCUUCAUGGAUAUAGCAAAUAUGAACAGGGAGUCUAUGGCUGAAAUACAGGAUGCUCAGGUUGAAGAAAUGGCAGUAAACCUGUGGAAUUGGGCAGUUACCAAGAGAGUAGGUUUGCUUAUAAAUGAAGAGCAGAAAACUAAAUUAUGUCACGUUGCUUGCAAAUUGGUGUGUAUGUAUGAAGGCUCAGUUGCUUCAGAAGAAGCUAUUCGAAGACAGAUUUUGAUGAAUAUGAAAACAGGAAAAGGGUGGGUGAAUGUUGGAAAUGCUCUGAUUGCUGAUGAAUUUUUUCAAGCUGCCAUGGCUAGUGUGGAACAAUUAUAUGUCAUAUUAAUGCAGAAGAGCUCCAGUGAGGCCCACUUAACCAUGCAGAAGAUUGCUAUUGAAAAAGACCUCUUCAAAGUGCUUUCUUACCAAGCAGAGUCAGCAAUUGCUCAAGGAGAUUUUCAAAGAGCAUCUACAUGUGUACUGCGUUGUAAAGAUAUGUUGAUGAGGCUCCCUAAAAUGACAAGAUAUCUUCAUAUUCUCUGUUACAACUUUGGAGUAGAAACCCACAAGCAGAAUAAAUAUGAAGAAAGCUCUUUCUGGCUUAGCCAAAGCUAUGAUAUUGGGAAGAUGGAUAAGAAUUCUCUUGGGCCAGAAAUGCUGGCUAAAGUUCUACGGUUACUAGCCACCACUUAUUUGGAUUGCGAUGACAAAGAAUAUUAUGAUAAGGCUCUCUGUGCCAUAAACCUAGCAAACAAGGAACAUUUAAAUCCUGCUGGGCUUUUCUUAAAGAUGAAAAUCCUUCUGAAAGGUGAAACAGCUAAUGAAGAACUCCUUGAAGCUGUUAUGGAAAUACUACAUUUUGACAUGUCUUUAGAUUUCUGUCUGAAUAUUGCUACACUGCUGAUGGAUCAUGAAAGAGAAUCUGUUGGGUUUUAUUUUCUGAAGAUUAUCUGUGAACAUUUUAAGUCAUCAGAAAAUAUUGGAAAAGCUCUGGUGCUCUACAUUGACAUGCUUUUACAAAAGAAGGAAGAACCACUUGCCAAGGAGAAGAUUGAAGAAAUCAUUUUAGGUCACCAAACAGGAAAACAACUGACCACAGAAUUAGUAGACUGGUUACACAGCAUUCUGUGGAAAAAAGCUGCCAUAAGUUUUGAGGUACAAAAUUAUGCCGAUGCCCUACACUGGUACUGUUAUUCUCUGAGGUUUUAUUCAUCUGAUCACACAGAUCUGAACUUGGCCAAGCUGCAGAGGAACAUGGCUUCCUGUUACCUGCAUUUGAAACAAGUUGAUAAGGCCAAAGAGGCAGUGACAGAAGCUGAACGUCAUGAUCCUACAAACAUUUUCACUCAAUUUUAUAUAUUCAGGAUUGCAAUCUUAGAGGAAAAUUCUGACAGAGCUUUGCAAGCAAUCACUACUUUAAAGAAUUUAUUAACAGAUAAAGAGCUAGAAGAUAAUGACCUACUUACAGAUAGAAGUUCACCUACUGUGCUUCUAAGUUUAGCUGCCCAGUUUGCUCUGGAGAAUGGACAACAAAUUGUGGCAGGAAAAGCUUUGGAAUAUUUAGCUCAACAUUCAGAAGACCCACAAGAAGUCCUUACAGCUUUAAAGUAUUUGUUUCGUCUUGUUCUUCCAAAAGUUUUUCAAAUGCUGGAAUCUGAAAAUAAAAAGAAAGAAAUGGAUAGACUUUUGACUUGCUUGAAUAUAGCACUCCAGAAAUUUGGUCAGCCUUUUGAUGAAGAAACCUCAACUUUGGAUUCAAGGACUGAUGAAGCUCAUUGGUUUAGAAAAAUAGCUUGGAACUUGGCUGUACAAUCUGACGAUGACCCAGUGACAAUGAGAGAGUUUUUCAUACUUUCUUAUAAGCUGUCCCAGUUUUGUCCUUCUGAUCAAGUAAUUCUGAUUGCACAGAAAACAUGUUUACUUAUGGCAGCUGCAGUUGAUCUAGAGCAAGGGAGAAAAGCUUCAACAACGUUUGAACAGGUAAUGUUACUAAAUCGUGCACUUGAGCAGAUCCAUAAAUACAACGACAUCUGGAAUCUCCUGAAACAAACAGGGGACUUCUCAAAUGAUCCAUGUGAGACAUUGCUUCUGCUGUACGAGUUUGAAGUUAAAGCCAAAAUGAAUGAUCCAUCCUUGGAUAGCUUCCUGGAAUCAGUGUGGGAGCUGCCUCAUUUAGAAAGUAAAACAUUUGAAACAAUCGCAUCAUUAGCAAUGGAAAUGCCUGCAUACUAUCCUUCUAUCGCUGUCAAGGCCUUGAAAAGGGCUUUAGUGCUCCACAAAAAACAAGAAUCAAUUGAUGUUUUAAAAUACAGCAAAUGUAUGCACAACUUGAUUAACCUCUCAGUGCCAAAUGCGGCAUCAAAUGCAGACCUCUGUCCCCAGGAAGAAGUUUGGGGCUAUUUUGAAGAUGCUCUGAGCCUUAUUAGCCGCACUGAAGGCUACCCAGAAACAGAGAUUCUCUGGCUGAUGAUCAAGUCCUGGAAUACUGGAAUAUUUAUGUACAGCAGAAGCAAGUAUGUAUCUGCCGAAAAAUGGUGUGAGCUAGCAUUGCGUUUCCUUGACCACCUUGGCUCCCUCAAGAGAAGCUAUGAAACUCAGAUGAAUGUUCUAUAUGGUAAGCUUGUGGAAGCAUUAGAUAAAAAGAAGGGCUCGCUUUUUAAUGAAGAGUGAGAACGACUGGA
Messenger RNA from Microcebus murinus (gray mouse lemur), 2783 nucleotides. Lineage: Eukaryota; Metazoa; Chordata; Mammalia; Primates; Cheirogaleidae. The record is from RefSeq and is a predicted model, not a curated record.